This is a messenger RNA of Scutellospora calospora, 276 nucleotides long. NCBI's taxonomy places the organism in Eukaryota, Fungi, Glomeromycota, Glomeromycetes, Diversisporales, Gigasporaceae. The record is from the annotation of a GenBank genome assembly.
AUGUCUGGUAAUUCCUCUGAAAAUAUGUCUAGUAAUUUCUCUGAAAAUAUAUCUGAAUUUGAAUCAGUUGCUGCUAGUGAUAAAUAUGAUAAUACAAAUAAUAUGACUAGAAAUAUAGAAUUUAAUAAUAAUUCACAAGAAUCAAGUGAAUAUAAUACUGAUAUUCAUUCUUCUAAUAUUAGUAGAACUACUAGACUAUAUUAUAGCAGUAGUCAUUCAAAUAGUAAUGUUACUUCUAAAAACUUUCAGUCUAGAAAAUUAAAUAGAUUCAUCUAA